AUUGAUCAUUAAUUCAUUGAUUAUCAUUAGGAAAAGAGGAAGGCCGUUUCGCCAUUUGUCAUUGAAAAGAAACGAAAACACUCCAUUUAUCUUGAAGGAAAGCUUUCCAAAUUUUCAGGGCAAGCCGACGAAGUGAGAAUCGGCUGACGUUUGAAAGUUGUUCCUGUCGUAUGUAAACAUGCCCCAGAUCAACAUGUGAGCGUCGUCCACCGGAGAGUGUGAACGGAAGACCAGAGGCUGCCUCGGGUGAAAGAGAAUUAAUCUUUUGUAGCCUGCGGAGUGGAAACCAGUCCAGCUUGUAUGUGGAAGACGGAAACAAAAAGGAAAGCUUGGUUGGUUUAGGGAAAUUUGGACAUAUCCUCCUCAAAAUCCCCCCUCCCUCCAUCUCACAUUAAUACCCUCCCCCCAUCUCGCCUAGCCCUGCAGGUUUUUAUCAAUCUCCUGGAAUGAAGCUGGAGUUUAAAUCUGUACAACCUUGUUGGAUUGAUUGCGGUAGCUUGAUUUAACUUCAUCUCUGCCUCACUCUCUCUCUCUCUCUCCAUCAAAUGCCUCCCUAAAACGCUCCUCUAUUUAUGCAUUCUCCGAGAAACCAGCCGUAACCAUAGCAACCAUUGAGGUAGAAGGGACGGUGGAGUUGCACAGCUGACGUAUGCAUCCUCGCUCUUCAACCAUUUUUUUUCCAUCCUCCUCCUCCCCCAUCUCUGGGUAUUCAGUCGGAUGCUGCCCAGUGUAAUGCAAUUGGAUGAUCUUGAGCGUGAGAUAGCAAGAGAUUCGGGCGAGCAGUGCGAGGAUUGCAUAGGAUUCUCGGGUCAGGGUGCGUGCAGAGCGACAGAGAGCGAGAGUGAGAGUGAGCGAGCGAGCGAAGAGGAGGCGGCGGCUCAGAACACUGAUUUUCAUUUGAGGGCAUCAAGCCGAGCUGGGCAGGCAGACUGAUGUGCAUGGACGCAAAAAGACAACGGGGAAUCCAAUACUGGAACGUAACGACGACGAAAGCCUGCCCAGAGGAUUCUCUUACACCUUGUGUACAUAGACAACUAAAUUUAAUUUGAAACAGUGUGUGUGUUUUUGUGUGUACAUUUGUCAUCAAAGCAAGGAGAAUACGUAUUAAGACAUUCCUGCUUUACGCGCCCGGGAAUAAAGAGAAGAUAAAUUAUUUUGAAACGAGAAGAUUUUAUUGCUGCCGUGAUGUGACAAAUGAAAUGAUAUCCGAAACCAUGGUGCUUAGAACUAAAGAACAGAGUAAUUAGAUGAGCAACGUGUAUUCUUCCAAACGAAGCUAUCAACAGGCAGGGAACAAGUAAUUGACUAUCCAUACUCGGCAACGGCGGCAAGUACGGUUGUACACUAGGGAACUGUUGCAGCUGAUUAUCCACCUGUACAUGUAUCUAUAGCAAGCCAGUUAGUCUCGGCUUUAAGGAGAGCAGAUCAUCUUUUUCUGUUUUUAUAGACUUGAGAUAAGAAACUCAAGAUGUCUUCUGUGAAAGUAGCCGUCCGGGUGCGACCCUUCAACAGUCGGGAAGUGGCACGGGAUGCCGCCUGCAUCAUUGCUAUGACAGGAACAACUACAACAAUCACAAACCCCAAAACCCAAGGCAAAGAACAACCAAAGAGCUUCAAUUUUGACCACUCCUAUUGGUCUACGACAACGCCUGAAGACCCCAGGUAUGCAUCUCAAAGGAGAGUCUACGAGGACCUGGGACAGGAGAUGCUUCAACAUGCGUUUGAAGGGUACAACGUGUGUAUAUUUGCGUAUGGGCAGACAGGAGGAGGCAAGUCCUAUACCAUGAUGGGAAAACAAGAACCAAGCCAACAGGGUAUUAUACCACAGCUCUGCCAGGAGCUCUUCGACCGCAUCAACUGUAACUCGGACCCCAACUUGAAGUUCUCGGUAGAGGUCAGUUACAUGGAGAUCUACUGUGAGAGGGUUCGUGACCUCCUCAACCCCAAGAACCAGAAGAACCUGAGGGUGAGGGAACACCCCCUUCUAGGACCCUACGUGGAGGACCUUUCCAAACUAGCCGUCACUUCCUUUAGCGAUAUAUCAGACCUGAUGGACGAGGGAAAUAAAGCAAGAACUGUAGCUUCCACCAACAUGAACGAGACAAGCAGUAGAUCACACGCCGUCUUCACCAUCGUCUUCACCCAGAAGCGACACGACGUCGAGACCAACAUGUGCACAGAGAAGGUCAGCAAGGUCAGUCUGGUUGACCUGGCAGGCAGCGAAAGGGCAGACUCCACAGGGGCAAAGGGUGUCAGGUUAAAGGAAGGAGCAAAUAUCAACAAAUCAUUAACCACCUUGGGAAAAGUUAUUUCAGCAUUAGCAGAACUUUCUUCACAGUCAGGGAAACCAAGAAAUAUUAAGAAUUCAAGUAUGCCCAUUGAUAAGGCAAGUAAGAAGAAGAAGAAGUCAGACUUCAUUCCAUACCGAGAUUCCGUUCUAACAUGGCUACUCCGAGAGAACCUUGGAGGAAAUUCCAAGACGGCCAUGAUUGCCGCUCUAAGUCCGGCCGAUAUCAACUACGAUGAGACACUAAGUACGCUCAGAUAUGCAGACAGGGCCAAGAACAUCGUCUGCAAGGCUAUCGUCAACGAGGAUCCCAACGCCCGUCUCAUCCGUGAACUCAAGGAAGAGGUCAAUCGGCUGAAGGUCAUCCUCAAGACGGAGGGCAUCGACGUUGACACCAACAACCUCAACAACUUUGUGAGCAACGUCAACGCUGCCACCAAUCCAAACCUUUCCAUGCCCCAGAAGAUCCAGCUUCCUGUCAAAGAAGAUGCGAUGGAUAGAAUAAAGGAAUCUGAGAAGUUGAUAGCCGAGCUGAAUGAAACAUGGGAAGAGAAACUCAAGAAGACAGAGGCCAUCAGGUUACAGAGAGAGGAGAUGUUAGCUGAAAUGGGUGUCGUCAUGAGAGAAGAUGGAAUCACUGUUGGAGUAUUCUCCCCCAAACAGACUCCUCAUCUUGUUAAUCUUAAUGAGGAUCCACUGAUGUCCGAGUGUCUGCUCUACCAUCUCAAGCCAGGCAUAACAAGGGUGGGGCUCUCAGAUGCCAACGUGACCCAAGAUAUCCAGCUGAGUGGGUCGUACAUCAACGAGGAGCAUUGUAUCUUUGAGAACAAGGACAGUCAGGUCACCCUGAAGCCCUUCGAUGGUCGUAUGUGCUACAUCAAUGGCUCAAAGAUAACAGAACCUACGCAAAUCUUUAGUGGUUACCGCAUCAUCCUUGGAAAGCAUCACGUGUUCCGCUUCAACAACCCAGAGCAGAUCCGCCAACAGAGGGAGCUCUCCUCCUCUGUCCAAGGAGGACAGGUGAACGACGGGGUCCAGGAUACGAGAGGUCAGGGAGAUGGAGGCGACACGGAGGGCAAGCCGGACAGUAGAGACUGGUCCUUUGCACAGAAAGAGCUGCUGAAACAUCAGGGCAUUGAUAUCAAGGAGGAGAUGGAGAGAAGACUGCUUGCCAUGGAGAUGCAGUACAAGAAAGAGAAAGAAGAAGUGGACCAACUCUUAGAGCAACAGAGACUGGAUUACGAGAGCAAACUCCAAGCCCUCCAGAAGCAGAUGGAGACCCAGAGCCUCCUCUCCGGCAGCGUGUCCGGCGAUCUCAGCUGCGAUGACGACGACGAUGACGGCCUGGAGAGUCAAUGGACAGCUAGUGAAUACCGGAUUGCUACGUGGGUCUGGAGAAAAUGGAGAUUUUAUAGAUUUACUUCUAUAAGGGAUGAUCUUUGGGGUAACGCUAUAUUCCUGAAGGAGGCUAACGCUAUCAGUGUGGAACUCAAGAAGAAGGUGGAGUUCCAAUUCGUCCUCCUGUCUGACACCCUCUACUCGCCCCUCCCCACGGAGCUAGUACCUAGCAGCGAGAGCGCAGAGGUCACAGAGAGACCCUUCCCACGGACGGUGGUAGCCGUCGAGGUGCAGGACAAGAAGAACGGGGCAACGCACUACUGGACCUUGGAGAAACUACAGAAGCGACUAGAGCUGAUGAGAGAGAUGUAUGACAAUGCUGCUGAUGCCACACCUACUAGCCCAGAUGGUAACAUGGGCUUUGAGAACAGCGGCACAUGCAGGGAUCCGUUCUACGAUCGGUUCCCAUGGUUCCGUCUAGUUGGAAGGUCCUUUGUGUACAUGAGCAAUCUGCUCUACCCCGUUCCUCUGGUCCAUCGGGUUGCCAUCGUCAACGAGAAGGGAGAUGUCAAAGGUUAUCUCCGCAUCGCUGUCCAGCACGUCCUACCGGACGAUGAAACUCCAGACUAUGGGUCGGGGGUCAGACAGUCAGGCAUGGCCAAGAUACAGUUCAAUGAUGAUGAAUACUUCAACAGGAAGCUGAAAAGAAAUACAUCCGGCAUCAACAAGGCAAUCUGCCGUUCCAACAUGUCAGAGGAGAAUGUGCGUAUCGUUGAAGGGCACAGAGAAAACUCAGACAUGGAAUUGGAUGAGAAGUGCCAUGACAUUGAAGCCAUGAGCACCACCGAAUCUAUGACAUCUCUCUCUACUCUUGAUGCCUGUGAUGCAGACCAUCUCAAGAUAGGGUCAAACUUUACCUUCCGGGUCACGGUGCUACAGGCUUCUGGGAUAUCCACCGAGUACUCAGACAUCUUCUGCCAGUUCAACUUGCUUCACGGUCAGGGGGCGUUCGUCACUCAGUCGGUUGAAAACCACAGUCACUAUUCGGGACAGUCAGGAAUGCCCCUCGGCUUUUACUUUGUUCAAGAUAUAUCGACCACAGUGACAAGGGCAUUCAUCGACUACCUGAGGACUUCACCCAUCGUGUUUGAGGUGUUUGGUCACUACCAAGCUCAUCCCCUUCACACGCAGAGCCAGACCACCACUAGAUUGAGGCCACUCAAGAGGGGUUUCCCAUGCACACUACCCAUGGCUACACCAGUUCCGUCCCCUAGGAUGGGCCUGAUCAGUACACCAUGCACCAGCCAUCUCCAUUCCAAGCACGAUCUUCUCGUCUACUUUGACAUCUGUGAGCUGGCACCGUCUGGAGAGUACCUGUCAUCGUAUGUAGAUCACUCUGAAGACAUGCCUUGUAGUGGAGUCUUCCUCCUACAUCAAGGUAUCCAGAGAAGAAUAGCCAUCACCAUCAUCCAUGAAGCCACCGACGAGCUCUUGUGGAAGGACGUCAGGGAACUGGUUGUAGGGCGUAUUCGUACCACUUUGGAAGUGACUGAGCCGGAUGAUGAGAUGACAGUUCUAUCUCUAAACCUUCUACCAGUCAGCCAUACAACUGUACCAGGAGAUGACAGAACCUGUUUCCGGUUUGAGGCAGCAUGGGAUAGUUCCCUUCACAACUCAGUGCUCCUGAACCGAGUCACUCCCUACGGUGAGAUGGUCUAUCUCACCCUCUCAGGCUACCUUGAGCUGGAGAACUGUGCCCAGUCAGCCUGUAUCACCAAGGAUAUAUGCCUUCAGAUGUAUGAGAGAGACGCUCGCAUUAGCCCCUCACGCUCUCUCCGUAGCCUCUUUGGAAGCAGCUUCUACAAGCCAUCAGACAGCAACAGCAUCACUGGAGUUUAUGAGAUCUCUCUCUUGAGGUCUGCCGAGGCUCUCAGUCCAGACAUGUGGCAGUGGAUAACUUGGGGAAGAAAUGGCAAGUCAUUCAGUCAAUAUGAUCUGCGGGAUUUAUUGGAGUCCACCUCCCCUCACCAUCACAUGACCUUGUCCCCUCCUAACAUGAGUGGCACUCAGAGAAGGAUGAGGAAGGUGAUUGACACAUCCGGGACAUACGUCCGAGGGGAGGAGAACCUGAAGGGAUGGAGGCCCAGGGCCGACUCCCUCAUCUUAGACCAUCAGUGGGAGCUGGAGAAACUCAACAGAUUAGAAGAGGUUGAGAAAGCGCGCCAUUCGCUCCUCCUCCACGAUAAGAUCGCUCAGGAGCAGUACAACACUCGCAGCCUCUCCAUGGAGUCUUCCGUCACCGGGGACAACGUAGCGGCCUCCAACAUGACACAGUCCGACACGCUCUCAUCCAUGGACAGCGCCGUCUCUACGGACGAGGCGGCAGGAGGUGCGGCCAGCAACGAGCCCCUGAGGGGUCAGGAGCUGAUCGCCAAGUGCCUCAGGCUACUGACGCAGAGCCAGCUACCCUUGCGUAGCCCACCGGCCGUGAAGCAAUCGGCCGACAUCCCACCAGUCACCCUCCAGGUGACAGGGGCCGACUCCCCGCCCCAGAUCGAGACCCCCACCCCUCGCAGCCCCUCUAAGUGCAACGUCAAUGAGCAGAACAAAUCUCUAGCCUCAUCCCUCCCGGACCUCCGCUGUCUCUCCCCUACCAGCAGCCGCAAGAUACCCAUCCCCACCGAGCUCCCGGGCAUCCAGAGCUCCGCCGAUGACUGCACCUCGCCCACGGGCGGGGCGGGAUGCGGAGACGGCUUCGGGAAGAAGCUGAGGGGCGGACUCCGCCCUCUUUACGUUCCGGAGGUGGAGGAGAUCAGAGUGAGCGCUGGCUUAAGUCCGGUCGUUUCUCGGCGCGGCUACCUGAACUUCCUGGAGGAGAAGACCGCCGGCUGGGUGACGCGCUACGUGGUGGUGCGCCGCCCGUACGUCUACAUCUACAACAACGAGAAGGACCCGGUGGAGCGCGGCCUGAUCAACCUUGCCACAGCGAGAGUAGAAUACAGCGAGGAUCAGCAGGCUAUGCUUAGGGCAAGACAUCUCAGCAUUGUCACACCAAACACAUUCUCGGUUUGCACCAAGUACAGAGGUUUCCUGCUUCAGACCCUUGGAGACAAGGAUGUCUUCGACUGGCUCUAUGCCUUCAACCCUCUACUUGCUGGCUCCAUCAGAUCAAAGCUGGCUCGGCGUUCAGGAGUGGGUGCUACACAGAUACCAGUUUAAGGAUAACGACCAUUGUCCUUCCAACCCAACAAUUAGUCAUCAUAAUGAAGGUCAUCAUCGUCAUCAACGUCAUCAUCAAGGUCACCAUCGUCAUCAUCAUCAUCAUCAUCAUCAUCAAAAGAGAAUAGUGUAGGAUAAUGUACAUGAGUACCUGUUAAACUCUUCAUUCACUAGAAUGCCAUAGUCUUUGGCUUAUCUGAUAGGUACAUAAAAGUAUACACUGCAAGUGUGACAAAUGUUGACUGUGGCACUCCACUGCUUGUUUCACUCGUCGACCAAAGCCUGUAAAGAGUUAACAGCCCCGUUUCAUGAAACUGGUCUUAGGCUACUGAAAUCAGCUCAUUUGAUUCGCUGUCAGCAAAUUUAAAAUCGAAUUGAGCAAUUAUUAUUUAUAACAAGGUUUUAUGGCCCAAGAGCCUUGAGGAUGAGAAACAUGUAAACUCUGACCACCCUCUCUCUUUAGCUGCCAUACAUUUUGUUGGGAGAUGCUUUUAAAAGCCAUCUUGAGAAAUGAAGGUGCUUGUAUGAUUUUUUCCUAAAAUUGAUGAUGGUCAGUUCCGAAACUGAUAAGUAAAACAAGGGUCUAAAUCAAUGGUCAGUACAUUGUAUGUUAGUAUGAUAAAUGUAGGUCUAAAUGUGGUAUAUUUAAAGAGUGGGUUAUUGGUGUGGUGUUAGGACCCAGGUUGAUGAUGGAUCGUGAAGUUGUUCAAGGGCUCUUUGGUUUAUAGCACAAUUGGUACAAAUAUAUUUCUUUAUAAACCUAAGGAUUCACUGUAGUUCAGUCUCUUCAAAGGUGUUUUGAAGGACAACUUGAAAUUGAAGUGGUCUUAUUGAUUAACAAUAUGCCAAUAUUUCAGAAACAAAAACAAAUUCUAUCCGUUCGCUCAGUUAAUGGAGUAGCCCACCAAUCAAAGUUCAAUGUUCUUUUUAACAAAAGACCACCUCUGGCCGGCAAUCUAUCAUCUAUCAUGAUCUCUCAUCUUGCUGAGAUAUACAGCUAGUCAGGCAGGCAUUCACAAGAAAUUGAAAGGUAAACUCCUUGGCAUGGCUGACCAAGUUAGAAAGUAAUAGAUGCAGAAAAGAUGAACGUUUUGUAGCGGGAUGCAUUCCUUUGCUAAAAAGCAAUGGCUGUUCAUGAAAAUACACCUAGGAUUUACUAAGCUGCAGUACUUUCCUGAGAAUUUGUACAGUGUAACCUGUAUACAAAGACUGCUCAAGGGAGUCAAGAAACACUGUCUUCAUGAGCAAGUGGUCUUUAUAUACAGGUUCCUUUAAAACAUGUUUCAAUGGGGAAACACAUUACAAGGGAAACUAAAUAAUGUGAUCUUUAAAGACAGGUGGUCUUUCUAUACAGGUGGUCGCUAAAGCAGAUUUGACUGUAUUAAUAUAAUGUAGAAAUACUUGUUAAAGCCUUUCCAUGAAGGUUCUCAUUUUGUGUUGUGCUAGUCGUAGUGAUUGUACAAAUCUCAUGAUUGUGUCAAGUGCUAAUUGACAGUUAAAAUCAGCACCUUCCUAACACCACAUUAGAAACCCUUUGGUGUAUUUUACACCACAGUGACACCCCAGCAAUGCCCAAAUUGGGUCUGUACAUAUUAUACAAGUAGUGGGAAAUGCAAUAUAAGUGUCACAGAAGGAGCUUAUCAAAAAAAAUUGUUAAAAAAAGUGAUAUGUUAAUGUCAAAGAAACUACAAAAGAAAUGAAUGCCAUAAAACAGCUAUUUUGCCAUGUAAAUAGACAAAAGCCAUUUAACCUAUUGUAUGCUAUGUGUGCUGCCGAUGGAAGCUUGAGAUCAUGUGUGUGCUUAGUGUUGUACGUGUAUAUCAAAAUUCGGCCAUCGUUGUCAGACAACUAGUGUUUAUAUUGUAGGGCACAAAGACUGAAACAAGCUCAAAUUCUCUUACAAAUUCACAUUUGUUCACACGUGGUACUACUUUUCAACUCAUCUUUUCCCACCAUCACGAUAUCUGUAGAUGUGCUAUACAGUUUUUAUGCAAAAUUGUCAUUAUGUAUGCAUUUUUUUAUUCCAGCAUUAACAUUUUUUCUUAAACGUAUCCCUAGUACACAUAUUUUUGUUUGGGUUUACUACUUAAUGCCAGAAGAUGUCAAUGUUUUAUAGCGAAUAAAAUACUGACUACAAUAAAAGUGAAAAAGCAUAUAAAACGUUUGCCCCAACCCUGAUUUUUCGUACUGUUGAGCAUAUUUUGAAUUAAGAUAUCAGAUCAGUUUUGCCCGAUAAGUUAAUCUCUAUGCAACUUUUCAAUGGAAUAUUCAAUGUCCAUGGUUAUAGCAUUAUUUUCAGAACAGCAAAAUAUCAUAUAUGACAAGCUAAUAUCAUUGCUGAUACAAUAUAUAAUGAGAGGGUUGAGGAUGAAAUGACAGCCACAGCAGUGACAAUAUUUUCGUAAAACAAACAGGAUGAAUUACACCAGACUUGUGCAGUUGGAGUUAGGUUGUGCCAAACUAUUUAAUCCACUACAAUACUAGUGUAUCUUUCUUCAUACUUUGCAUAUUUCACCCAUUAACAUCCCUUUCUGCUUGUCCAUGUCCGGUUCGCAAAAGACCAUUCAAUUCUGAGUUGUAUUUUCUGAGAUGUAAAUCAUGGCUCAGGGUAGCAAAAACUGCUUUUGGCUUGCCGUGAAGCCCAUUAUUUCGUAGGUAUAGUGCAAGUCUCAAAAAGCUGUGCAAUAACUGAUGACAGGGUUGGGAUUCAUUUCUUCUUUUUUUCAGUUUGAUAUUUACCACAUGUUAGGAAACAGCUUGAUGCAUUGGCAACAGGAAAUGUUCAUUUGGGAUAUAAUGGCUUUUAAACGGUGCAUUGUGGGAUUAUAGAAAUGAUAUUUCAAUCAUAAAUCUGAAGUCAUUUGUCUUAAAGAAACCUUUUUUCUGUGUUUGCUACAUAAAGCUUUCCUAUAGCCACUGAAAAAAUACACACACACUGGUAUAUACCUUCAGGCUUCAAGGAAACUUGUUGAAUUGGAAAACUACCAUGCUAGAGACAGUUGUGCAAUUUUAGGGGGUCAGGAGUGGGAUAUGGGCAUUAUCUUUGAAUCACCUGUUUGGUUUAUUGAAUUCUACACUCCUCUGUAGCAAAUAUUUUGUACUCCUGGGAAUACAUCAUUUUGACAAACAGGGAUGUGAUCAUUUUUGUUUUCUCUGUGCAGUUCACAUGAUUGAAUGCUGUAAAUUUUCAUCCUUUGGACUUUCACAGUAAAAAAAGCAUAGCGCUAAACAUAAAGAGGAUCAUUUGAUUUUGAUGCCAAUUUGGGACUUCCUCUUUUUUAGAAGGGGAAAUUAUGUUUUUCAAAAACAUGUAAUAUAACUUGUGAUGAAGAAGCAGAUAAGAUAGGUGUCCAAGUCAAGUUUCUGUCUGUAUGUAAGUGUGAUCGCUAGUCCUAAGGCCAAGUUAGAUAUAGUAAUGAAUUUGUCGUAGUAGACUCGAUGUUCACUUGCAUGCGGGACAAAAACUGAAAUUUUAUGGAUGCUACAUUUAGUAUCAUGUAAAUAUGAUAAAUAUAUAAAUAUAUAUAUUAACUGUAGACUUUGUAUAAUAUUAUUUAAUGUCAGAUAAAUUUCACCAUGAACUUUAAUUUAUGUGUAAAAUAAUUCCAAAUGCACUAUGUAUAUUCUGCUCGAUUUAUGCAGGGAGGGGAUGAUUAGGUAGAUGAAAAUAUGCUGAAUGUCUGAAGAAGAAUGUAUGUGUCUUUCUCUUCCUCUUUCGAUUGAAAAGUCAAUUGAUUUCUAGCUAGCUAGCAGUUGCUUUUACCCAAUCAUAGUGUAUCUAUCAAACUAUUUAGAUCAUAGGGAAGAAAGGGUAGCAAAAAAGUGAUGAUUCAUGUGAAUUAACAGAAAAGUGACUGAUGAAGAGAUGGAAUUAUCUGCUGCAAUUUUAAACAAUAUUUAGAUAUUUUUGUGUGUAAUUAUUCAAUAUCCUGGUUGGUACCAGAUUUGAACUUUUCUGAGGCUAACAUGGAAUAUGAUAUAUAUCUUGGCUAUUUCAGAUAUCUGUUGAUCUUUUUUUUCUCCAUUUGAUUCUAUGAAUUAUGGCGGGUUUGCACUUUUUCUAAAUUUUGAAAAGGACCUCCGAUGUCAUAAAAAGAUGAAUGACGUCAGAGUCAUAUAUGGCAGAGGCAAAGAGAGUGAUGAAGUCAAAGGUUUACAACAAAUUCUGUCUUUCUUUUUCAUACAAAUAAUAAGUUUUAUUAUUUUCUAUACUGUUAGCAAUAUGAAUGCAGUAGAUAAAUUUUAUAGGAAUGGACAUUACAAACUCAAUAAACAUUCUUCUGAUGUUUAAAAUACAUGUAGGAAAAAUAAGUAGUGUUUAUUAGUUGAAUUUCUUCUUUUAUUUUUAAAAAGGGAAACUUAAAUAGAAUGCAACAUAUAUGUGAGUAAUAGAUGGAAGCAUUGUGUGUUAAUGAAGUAUCAUAGAGAGGAACUAAUUAUUUUAUUUGUUAAAACAAAUUUAGUGGUAUUUUGUACCCUCUUUAUAUUUCCUAUGUUUGUUACCAUUCUUUAGCUGUUAAUUUGUUGAUAUAUAUAUAUAUAUUAACAUUGUUAAAGGGUUUGGUAAUCGGUGCUGUUUGUUACAUUUCAAAUGAAGUUGCCCGGAUAAAUAUAUAAUUUAUGACUGCAUUCAAAUUUUGCUUUUCUAUUACAUUUUCCCAUCAGUGCAAUCUAAAAGAGUUUUCAGUAAGAGAAAUAUGUUGAUUUCAUUGCUUUGUAAAUUUAAUCUUAUGUCAUUUGAAAGCUAAGAUGGAAGCAGCCUACGAUAUAUAUUUUAAUAAUUGUGCAAUAUAAUGUCUGUCACUCAAGCAUUGUAGAAUAUUUUUUAAAUGAUAGAAUUGAACCAUUUUGUUUUGUUCGUUUGUUGACUUGUUUAAAGUUCUUGCACAAGAAUUUGGGGUUAUUGUAUCUGAUUUUAUCAAUAGCGAGUAAGGCACAGUGUCAGAAUGGCUUAAACUUUCCUAAAUAUUGUCUUUACCUUUCUCUCUUUCUCUCAUAAUUCUUUGAAAUUUCGGUUCUAUUUUAAAGAUCAAUUUUGUAAAGGAAAACGUCUACUACAUUAUUUAUAAUACAGAGCAAAGGUCAUUGGGUUAUAACUUUUGCAAGUGAAACAGUUUAUGUAUUCACAACUGUUUUUUUUUCUGGAAAAAAGUGUAGACAAAAUACAGAACCAAGGUACAGAUACUUAAUAGAAAAUGAUAUAUAAUAUGGCGCUGUUGAAUGCACAUAAAAUACAUGUAUAUCUAGUAUACUUACGCGAAUAUGAAAUUUAGUAAGAAGUCUGCUUAUAUGAUUAAUGAACUUGACAAUAUACAUAUAGUUAUGUCAGAUAUUAAUGUAAUAAUGAAAAUGGAAGUUUAGUAAAUUUAUUUUUGUUACUCGACCAACGUUUGUGAAAUCUGUAAAAAUGUAGUUAAGACACUAGAUGGAGAUAUGUAAAUUGGUUAAUCCCCCUCCAAGUUCGGAGGACGGCUGUAAUAUAAAAGCAUGAAUGUGUAUCGAAACCCCAGUAUGAUUAGAAAGUAAACUAUAGUUGUGAAAUCACCGAAUAUUACAGUCAAAUCCGCACCCCACGUCGAAAAUAUUUGUGUUUGUUCCAAGCUCGCUCCCUUUGUGAAACUGUGUCAUUAAUCAAGCCCUAAAAUGUUGGUGGCCAAAACUGUGCAAAUUAAGUCAAACGCCGAAAUGUAUGUGCGUGUGUGUGUCCGCGCGCGUUAGUUUGACUAUAUAUGUUUCACUACGUAGAUGUCUGUCUCUCAUAAACUGUAGCCGUAGGAAGCCUGUGCAUUGUUGUUGCGUUCGAAAACAAAAAUCAACGAAAAAAUGGAUUAUAUUAUUCUGUCAAGCACUGAAAGAUAACACUAUCGGAAAUAAAAACUGAGAGCAUAGAAAGAACA
Strongylocentrotus purpuratus (purple sea urchin) is the source of this 12741-nucleotide messenger RNA. Its product is annotated as kinesin-like protein KIF1A. The transcript has 44 exons. Lineage: Eukaryota; Metazoa; Echinodermata; Echinoidea; Camarodonta; Strongylocentrotidae. The coding region runs from base 1469 to 6844 and encodes 1791 amino acids. Gene Ontology annotation, biological process: microtubule-based movement. Gene Ontology annotation, molecular function: ATP binding; microtubule motor activity; microtubule binding. The record is from RefSeq and is a predicted model, not a curated record.